AUGACUUCAGACGAAAGCUUGACUACUGGAGGUCCAGUUAAGACAAACACGGAAAAUGUUGAAGAGAGAGCAUACUUAGACCUUUGUAAAGAUAUUAUUGAGCAAGGAGAAUUUAGAGCCGACAGAACAGGCACAGGCACAUAUAGUUUGUUUGCCCCAAAUCAACUACGCUUCAGCCUCCGGAAUGGCACCUUGCCACUUUUAACUACUAAACGAGUAUAUUUCAAAGGUGUCUUGGAAGAACUAUUAUGGUUUGUCAAAGGGUCUACUGAUUCGAAAUUGCUUUCUGACAGAGGCGUUCAUAUUUGGGAUGGCAAUGGAAGUCGAGAGUUUUUGGACAAGCGAGGACUAGAACACAGACGUGAGGGAGAUCUUGGACCCGUGUAUGGUUUCCAAUGGAGACAUUUUGGCGCCAAAUAUGAGGAUUGCGAUACUGAUUACUCUGGUAAAGGAGUAGAUCAACUGGCAGAAGUGAUACGAAAAAUCAAGGAGACACCAUAUGACAGACGAAUAAUCAUGUCAGCAUGGAAUCCCGCCGAUAUGAACGAUAUGGCUCUUCCACCUUGUCACGUAUUUUCUCAGUUUUAUGUAAGCUUCCGUAAUGGUAAGCCAGAGCUUUCUUGUCAGUUAUAUCAAAGAAGUUGUGAUAUGGGCUUGGGAGUGCCAUUUAAUAUUGCCUCUUAUGCUUUGUUAACGAAGAUGAUCGCUAAGGUUUGUGGAAUAGAAUGUGGUGAUUUUAUUCACACAAUGGGCGAUGCUCAUGUCUACGCAGACCAUGUUGAAGCGCUCAAAGUGCAAAUUGCGAGAACCCCUACAGACUUCCCUACUCUGCGCUUUGCAAGAGAUAUCACCGAUAUUGAUGAUUUCAAGUAUGAGGAUUUUGUUGUCGAAGGAUAUAAACCCCAAUCUAAGAUUGAGAUGAAAAUGUCGGUGUAA
This is a messenger RNA of Sugiyamaella lignohabitans, 936 nucleotides long. It is a transcript of the gene CDC21, whose product is annotated as thymidylate synthase. Gene Ontology annotation, molecular function: thymidylate synthase activity. Bases 1 to 936 code for a protein of 311 amino acids. NCBI's taxonomy places the organism in Eukaryota, Fungi, Ascomycota, Dipodascomycetes, Dipodascales, Trichomonascaceae. The transcript has a single exon. Gene Ontology annotation, cellular component: mitochondrion; cytosol. Gene Ontology annotation, biological process: dTMP biosynthetic process. The record is from RefSeq and is a predicted model, not a curated record.